Molecule: messenger RNA, 1969 nt
Organism: Triplophysa rosa
Lineage: Eukaryota; Metazoa; Chordata; Actinopteri; Cypriniformes; Nemacheilidae
Product: NIPA-like protein 2
Exons: 11
Coding region: 768-1784 (338 amino acids)
Biological process (GO): magnesium ion transport
Cellular component (GO): membrane
Molecular function (GO): magnesium ion transmembrane transporter activity
Source: RefSeq, a predicted model, not a curated record
CACACACACACACACAUAUAGAGCACUAUUGUCCUUUGCACAAAGAGUCCUGUAACACACACACAGAUUUACAGAAGAGCCCAACACUGCCGGUCAUACCAAAGAAUCUGUAAGUAUUUCUGAUCAUAAUGUUUGUUUCUCUUGAAGAUAAUGUGAUAAACAACAGUAAAUGUAGAUCGAGCCUCACUGAAUAUUUGUGUUGCUCUUCAUCAUCAAACUGUGAAAUUCUUUCUUCAGCUUUUAUACAUGAUCAGAGUUUGACAUAAACCAUAUCGAGUCAAAUACAGAAGUGCAUAUAAUGGACAACACAAUGUAGAUUUCUAUUUCAUGUUGUUUUUAGGGAUGAAACACUGUAUACUGUAUACAGCAGAUUCUUUAAAGUGUGUGUUAUUUUUUAUGAUUUAUGAGCUUGUGCGAUGUUAAAGGUGAUAGAAACAGUUCAAAUGAUGGAGAUACAAACCAAACCAAAUCAAUAAAAACGAAAUGAAAUCAAUUUGCUGUUACAUGAUUGUAAGGAGUGUGAUUUUCUGUGAAGGAUUUUGUUUGAGCUUGAGUCUCAGAGAAAUGAAAACACAGUUUUACACCAAAAGCGUGAUGUGUCAUGUUGUGUGUGGUCUGCAUGAGAAGCAACUUCUGACUUUCUGUUUGUGAGAUUCUUCAUCAGAGGUCUAACCAUCCACGAGGUUGUGUUGAAUUUGAGUGUUGUUCUGUUAGUUGUGUGAUUUUCUCUUUACAUGCCCCGUGGGAACAACCGCUGAAGAUCCAGCAUGGAGGUUUAUAUCGUGGGCAUCUGUAUCGCAGUAUGUGGCAACUUUCUAAUCAGCAUCUCCUUAAACAUCCAGAAAUACACACACGUGCGUCAGUCACAGAGAGGAACGCGGCCGUAUUACACCAGUCGAUUGUGGUGGUGUGGGAUCUUGUUGAUGGGUGUGGGUGAACUGGGGAACUUUGCUGCUUAUGGAUUUGCACCGGCGUCUCUCAUCGCACCCCUCGGCUGUGUGUCUGUCAUCGCGAGUGCUGUCAUUUCUGUGGUGUUUCUCAAGGAAACGUUACGUGCUUCAGAUAUUCUGGGAGGAGCUUUAGCGCUCACAGGCACCUACUUUCUGGUCACAUUUGCUCCUCAUUCUUCUCCUCAUGUAACAGCCAACAUGGUGGAGCGAUCGCUGGUCAGCUGGCAGUUCCUUAUUUACUUUAUGUUUGAGGCGAUUCUCUUUGCUGUCCUGAUGUAUUUGUAUAAAUGCAGGAACAUUAAACACAUCAUAAUCAUGAUGCUCAUGGUGGCGCUGCUUGCUUCAUUGACGGUGAUCUCUGUGAAAGCAGUUUCAGGAAUGAUCACAGAGACAGUUCAUGGAAGUCAUCUGCAGUUGACCUAUCCCAUCUUCUACAUUAUGUUCAUCAUUAUGGUCAUAUCGUGUGCAUUUCAGAUCAAGUUUCUGAAUCAGGCCAUGAAGAUGUUUGACGCCACUGAGAUUGUGCCCAUCAAUUACGUGUUCUUCACUGCCAGCGCUGUUGUUGCAGGGAUUUUAUUUUAUGAAGAAUUCUAUGGAUUAUCUUUGAUUUACAUAAUCAUGUUUAUAGUCGGGUGUAUGCUGGCAUUUACUGGAGUGUUUCUAAUCGCCAGAGCUCGACCGAGCAUCAAGAUGGACCGCGUGUUCAUUUCAAUGGGCCAAAUUCCAGGCAAAAGUUGUACAGAUAAAGUGCAGCCGCAGUCAGACGACAGUAAAUAUGGGACAUUGACGUCUAAAUUCACCUGCAACAGCGGAAUUCAGCAGGAUGAAGCGUAGUCACAGCGCCACCUGCAGCCAGAGGAGGAACUGCACUAAUAUAUCAGUGUUUGUGUGCCAGACAGCAGGUCUGACUAAUUCUUGUGUGGGAAUUUUGAAAGAGUUUUAUUAGGAAAUGCAUAACUGUCUAAAUGUUUCAAGAGUAUUGUGAUUUUUUUAAGACCUAAUAAAGUCCUGUUACGUAA